CGGAGCCGAGGACCAAGGAGCCGAGGACCGAGGAGCCGAGCAGCGCGUGCAAUAUCACGCAAGGACCUGCUGGAGGGAUCAACCACCAGUGCGGCAGCUGCACGUUGAAGACCAGGAACUGGGAGCUUCCAGUGGAAUCUGUGAAAUAAUUUAGAGGAUAAUAACCUUUUUUGUGGGGCUCAACUUCCGAUGUUCCCUUGAAACGUCUCUGAAAAUGGAAGCGAGGGGAGACGCAAACAAAUAGACGGGAAGAAAGAGAUGUACAGUAGCCCGGAGGAGACCUCCGGCAGUCAGCGGUUGGUGGAUUUGUCACCUCGGCGACAUGCUUUCAGUUUUUUGAAAAGGACUUUAACCGGGAGGUUGUGAGAAGCCAUGUGUUUUCUCUUCAAUGAGCAUUCUGAGACGCUACAAGAAAAGCAAAAUACUACAAUGGCAGGUGGAUUCCAAGACUGAGACAAAGAGCAGCUCCAUUCAUGGCCUCCAGAAGAAUUGGGCCCUCGUGUGCAGUUCAUACAUAUUCAGAGGUUACCCGCCUUGCGGAUUUCUUGCUGUUAUCUCCACCGCCGACACUGAAAAUGGACUCAAUCAUCCAGAAUGUCUUCAGGGCUAUCUAGUGGUUGUCUUUUUGAUGAUGAAGUCAUCAGACUGAGCCCCUGUGGAGAAAUGUCGGACAUUAAGAUGCAAGCACCUGUUGGGAGAGCGUUUACGAAAGACUGCUUUUCAAAAACGACACCAAACUGCUGCAGACGGCGAGUUUCUGUCCGUUUCUCUGCCCUCCUCGUCCCUACCGUCCUACUCCUCUUCUCCGCGGUCACGCCCGCUCUGUCCAUCCACAUGGAGUCCAUAGAGAGCCACAGUGAGUUCAGCUGUGAGCCCAUCAGACUGAGAAUGUGCCAGGAUCUGCCUUACAACACCACCUUCAUGCCCAAUCUACUGAAUCACUACGACCAGCAGACGGCUGCACUGGCCAUGGAGCCGUUUCAUCCCAUUGUGAACCUGGUGUGCAGCGCCGACCUGCGGAUGUUCCUGUGUGCCCUGUACGCUCCGGUGUGCACCGUGUACGGCCAGGUGUCCAUGCCGUGCCGGUCCCUCUGCCAGCAGGCGAAGGACGAGUGCCACAAACUCAUGGAGGUAUUUGGACUGGCCUGGCCAGACGACAUGGAGUGUAGCAGGUUCCCAGACUGUGAUGAGCCCUAUCCUCGCCCAGAGGACAUGCUCACGGGCUCGGGUCCCACGGACCAGUCAUCCCUGACCGUCCAGAGAGAUUACGGGUUCUGGUGCCCCAGAGAGCUGAAGGUCGACCCGGACCUGGGUUACACGUUCAUGGCCAAAAAGGACUGUUCUGCCCCGUGCCCCUCGAUGUUCUUCAGCAAGCAGGAGCUGACGUUCAUCCGCUACUUCAUCGGCGUCGUCUCCGUCGUCUGUCUGUCUGCAACGCUCUUCACCUUCCUGACGUUUCUCAUCGAUGUUACGAGGUUUCGAUACCCUGAGCGGCCGAUAAUCUUCUACGCUGUGUGUUACGUCAUGGUGUCACUGGUUUUCUUUCUGGGCUUCCUGUUGGAAGACCGGGUCUCGUGCAACGCCGUCAGCCCGUCCCAGUUCAGAGCGUCCACCAUCACACAGGGCUCACACAACAAGGUGUGCACCCUCUUCUUCAUGGUGCUGUAUUUCUUCACCAUGGCCGGCAGCGUGUGGUGGGUCAUACUGACGAUUACUUGGUUCCUGGCCGCCGUGCCUAAAUGGGGCAGCGAGGCCAUUGAGAAGAAAGCCCUCCUCUUCCACUCCAUUGCCUGGGGGCUCCCGGGGGCCCUGACUGUCACCCUGUUGGCCCUGAACAAAAUUGAAGGCGAUGGGAUCAGCGGAGUGUGUUUCAUAGGCCUCUAUGACAUGGACGCCCUGAGGUGGUUUGUUCUGGCACCGCUCUGCCUCAACGUGGCGGUGGGCGUCUCGCUGCUGCUAGUCGGCAUCGUGUCUCUGAACCGGGUGCGCAUGGAGAUCCCUCUGGAGAAGGAGAACCAGACCAAAUUAGUCAAGUUCAUGAUCCGAAUGGCAGUGUUCUCCAUCCUCUACCUGGUUCCCCUGCUGACUGUGAUUGGGUGCUACCUGUACGAACACACCUACCGCGACGUCUGGGAGACGACGUGGAUGGAGGAGAACUGCCGGCGCUACCACAUCCCCUGCCCAUACAAGGUGGAGCAGACCAGCCGGCCAGCCAUGGUGCUGUUCCUCAUUAAAUAUGUGAUGAUAUUGGUGGUGGGGAUCCCCUCCGUGUUCUGGGUGGGCAGCAAGAAGACCUGUUUCGAAUGGGCCGGCUUCCUGCAAGGACGCAGACGCAAAGAUAGUGGGGUGAAUGAGUCUCGCCAGGUGCUUCAGGAGCAGCCGGACUUUGCUCAAUCUCUGCUGCGUGAACCAAACACCCCCAUCGUGAGGAAGUCCAGAGGAACGUCCACUCAGGUCAGACGGCCGUGACGGAGCAGCGUCAACAGUGAUCCUUGUCAUACAUGUCGUGGUAUUAUUAGGACGUCAAACCAGACGUGUGGUAUGAAUCCUGCAUGGAUGGAAAGUUCUCUUCACUGGAACCAGAAAAGGUCUUUGGAGGACGAAAUACGAUGCUUUGACUUCUUUACGAAGCGGCACAUUUGCCCUGCGCUCCGCAAAAAAUAUACUCUCAACAGGAAAUCUGCGUUUAUUGUACCACAGCCUUGUCCAUCCGCACCUCUUGUAUUGUAAUAUGCUCUGGGGAUCCGCAGCUAAAACUCAGGUCAAAUGUAUCGAGAUUUUACAAAAAAGGGCUGUGCGGAUCAUCUGCAACGUGAAGAAUAAUGAACACACAGAGCCGCUUUUUAAGAGAUUGGGCAUUCUGAGAUUUACAGAUCUACAUUUGUGUCAGACAGGAAUUUUUAUGUACAGAUUUAUGAAUAAUAAUCUGCCACAUAAUCUCUUGCGUAUGUUCACAAGGAACACAAAUGUCUACGACCACAACACGCGGCUGCGUGGUGGCAUACAUAUAAAUAAACAUACAGUCGACAUUGUAUUUAAAAGUUCAUCUGUAGAGGUCCAAAGCUCUGGAGACAAAUUCCGGACGAGGUCAAAUCGGCAUCCACCACCAAGGCAUUUGGUUCUCGCCUUAAACGCCAUCUCACUUCAUUUUGAAAGUUUUUAAUAUUGAUAUACAGCCUGGCGGCACAGUACAAUAGAGGGGAAAUAUUUAAAAUAAAAUGUAUAUACAUAAUUUGAUGUUCGUGAUAUUUUUUUCUUCUUUUUUUUCCUAAGUUAUCAGUAGUUCACAUUUGUCUUUUAUUAUUAUUUUUACUAUUUCUUUUUCUUUUGGUUUUCUUUUCUUUUUCCUGUUCUGGUUUUUUGUUGUUGUUGCUUGUACGACA
Pseudoliparis swirei is the source of this 3383-nucleotide messenger RNA. RefSeq names its product frizzled-3-like. Bases 595 to 2469 code for a protein of 624 amino acids. Gene Ontology annotation, molecular function: Wnt-protein binding; Wnt receptor activity. Gene Ontology annotation, cellular component: plasma membrane. The record is from RefSeq and is a predicted model, not a curated record. Gene Ontology annotation, biological process: non-canonical Wnt signaling pathway; canonical Wnt signaling pathway. Lineage: Eukaryota; Metazoa; Chordata; Actinopteri; Perciformes; Liparidae. The transcript is spliced from 9 exons.